Molecule: messenger RNA, 1263 nt
Organism: Trichomonas vaginalis G3
Lineage: Eukaryota; Parabasalia; Trichomonadida; Trichomonadidae
Product: P-loop containing nucleoside triphosphate hydrolases family
Exons: 1
Coding region: 1-1263 (420 amino acids)
Source: RefSeq, a predicted model, not a curated record
AUGACAACAGAAACCAAUUCCGAGGUAAGGAUGCCACAAGAACUUGAUGAAAUCAACGCUCUAUUCCAGAAGAAGCCCGAAGUUGCUCAAGAAGAACCCAAGAAAUCAAAACUUCACUUAGAUUUGACUUUGAAGACAAAAAUCAAGAUUGGUGUUGCAGUUUUUAUACUUAUUUUGGGCAUUAUUAUCAAAAUCUUACUCAAAAAAGAAAUCCGUACCAUCGAUACUCCAAUGAAAUAUGUUAAAACAGCGAAAAUUGCCACAGCGAUCAAUUCAUUUGUUCAUUCCAGUGAGCCAUCAGAUAUUACUAUUCUCUACGGUCCAAAAGGUUUUGGAAAAACACGUGGCUUAAACAUUGCAGUUGAGCAACUCAAAUCAUCAGGAAAAUUUGUUGUCAAUCUUGAUUUUUCAGUGCUCACAAAGGAAUCUACAGUUCAAGAUAUUAUUACAAUUAUCAAAAGUUCAAUAAUUACUGCAUUUAAGAAUACUGAGAUGACAAUACCAUCAAUCAAGCUAGCUCUUCCAUCCUUAGCAUCCUUAACUAGUAUUGUUGGUGUCGAACCACCACAAAUUGGUGGAUUCCAAGAUCCUACUGUCAGACAAAUCGCAUCUUCUUUAUGCACACUUAUUGAUACAAUAGGAAAACACCCAUCAUCUACAGAAAUCAUUCUUAGAGGCUUUGAUGUUUUAGGAAAUGUAUUUCUUGUUGUAAAUGAACCGCAAAAUGCAAUUAAAUUGCCAAUUUACAACGAAUUCCUCGAAGAAUUACAAAAGAUCUCAUCAGGAUCCCACCAUAUCUCAUGCAUCGCCGAAAUCUCUGAUGUAGAGUGGCUUCUCAAUCAACCAGAAAUUUUACAUGCAAAAAGAAUUUAUAUUGAUGAAUUCACACUUGAAGAAGCCAAGGAAUACCUUGCAGGAGACUUCAAACCUCGCCAGAUCUCAGAAAUGUUCGAUGCUUUCGGUGGAAAUGGUCGACUUUUCGCUCUUGUCCAUGAAACAAUGAGAUUGGGCUUGGAUUUCAAGGAAGCACUACAAUACGUAAUAAAUAUUGAGCAAAUGGCUACAAAGCAAGCACUCGCCAGACUUCCUGAGGGUGGAAUGCCAACUUUACUCAAUUUGACAAAAAGUGAAGUGAAUUUGGACUUCAACAAUACAAUUGCAAGGUUCCUUAUCGAUGAAUACCUUGCAACUCCUAUAAGACAAGGAGUUAUUAAGCCACUUUCAAAGAUUACAGUUGAAUACCUCAAAACACUUGAUAAAUAA